AUGCUUCUGGUGUGGGAGAUUCUCUUGACGGCGGCUCGUUUCGUAAGUGGGGGCAGCCGCUUGUGAUAAUUCGCUGCCCUCUAUAAAUAUCUCGUUUUGUUGUUGCUACUACCUUUGACAAUGGACUCCUGAACGAGUUCUUAAUCUCGGAAUAGAAAACGAACUGUUAUAGUGCUCGACUGGACUUCCUUUUCUUACUCAUACAAACACCUGGGACUCGAACACCCGCAUCCAUUCGUGAUUGCUUUUUCUUCGGGGAUAUGCCUAUUCAAGCCAGGAUUCAAUAGAUGCCAGUUAAUGUGGGAGGGUACCGAGAACGCGGAGACGAAUGAACGCGUCCGGAUGAGGGCAGCGGGGCGUCCUGGCUCGGCUAGAUAGAAGCAAUGUGCCCAGCGAAUCACUGUGCUUAGUCAUUCCUCCGGUUGGAAUGGUCUACUCUUGGGAAUUGGGAGGCAGUUCAGGAUGAUGCUGGGCAAUAUUUUCUCACUGCAAUCAAGUCCAUGUUCUCCUAGUGGCUGAAGAUUGUCCUUAUAGAGAAAAUAAAUACUGCCCUGUGCGUUUACAAAUAAAGCCUCUAAAGUGGAAGAGGGCGUUUAGGCGGCUAAUGACCUACAAAAGUGGUAUAGACUCGGGCUUGCAUGAGGUGAAAAAAUCAACGGCGUAUUCACUAGCCCUUGUGUUUGGGCAAUACUUUUAGUCUGACAUUAGUCCGAUGAUCUGAUCUGAUUUCAUGGGUUAGUCCACCUACUGUAUGUCCCAAAAAACAAAUAUUACAAGACGGAUGCAGAAGUAAAUUCUAUGCGUGUUCCAUCAAUAAGAUGAUACUGAUGUCAUGCAGUCAUUGAAAAUCAAUGAGAAAGGUGUACAUUAUAUAAGCGGACAUUUUUAUCGAGCGUGAUUUUCGCAACUGACUGAACAGACGGCCGCCCAAGGGCCAAUACCCUAGCGCGUAUGCAAGCGCCCUGAGAAUCUGUUCUAUGAUAGCCAGUACUGUAAUCUCGUUUAAUGGGUCCACUCGCCCAGUGUUUCAUGAUUUUGAUCGGUUACCAUAUACCCUUUAAAGUCUGUGGAAACUCUAUGCGUAAAAUCGGCUGGGGCGACGACGUCGUUCACGCUCCGUCCAUAAGGGUGACUCCGAUCCUGGAUAUGCUGGUGGUGGUGAAGAUGAUAAAGUGGGCAAUGCUAAUGGUGGUGGCCAUGAUUUGUCCCCAUUCUAAUCGAACUGUGCCGCAACAGCGGGACACUGAAACGAAGGCCAUAUUGAUCCAUGAAAAGCGUUAGUCCAAUUAAGGCCCUGGCCACUGCCGUAAAUGCGCACCUCGCACCCCCAAACCGGCCACGUGGUAGAUACGCUGGACCAACAGAGGGGCCAUAUCGGAUUGCCACCAUAACAAAUGCCAGCAUUUCGGGGUGCGAUAGCAGACUAGGUUGCCGGCGGACGCCGCGCACACUGGGACCCCUGCCACCCCCGCUUGUCGUUGUUGGUCAAAAAUCUCGUCAUUUUCUGCGUGGAUAAAGGGGAGUGGAGCCCCAGGGUGCGGGCUCGACCGUGCCGUCCACCUGCUCCCUCUCUACCUCCGGUCUUCUUGACUAUGUCUUGACACCCGACCCGGGUGAGGGAUGAGUGUGCGGUAGAUGCUUCGCAAGUCUACUAUCACUAUAAACUAACUUAGGCGCAAGUCAACGUGCCUGCUCCCAGCACGCUGCGGAGCACACGGUGGAAAUCGUCGAAAACGACGGUCGAACUGUCGUGUCUGUAUGGGGUGCAGGGGUGUCCAGCGGUGGGUCCACGCGAUGGACGUAGUAGGUCGCUCGCUUGCUUGCAGGUGAAGACUACGACCAGCGUCCAUUUACUGGCAGCGAUGGGCCGAGCACUUCAGAGGCGUCCUCAACCGUCCCUCCACCAUCUCCGACACCGCCAUCGCCCGUCUGCCUCAAUUGGAGACCAACGUCGACCUCGACCUCCCACCCUUUCUACACGAAACCAUCAGGACCGUGCAGCAGCUUCCCAGCAGUAAAGGGCCCGGAUCGGAUGCGAUCCCCGCUGAGAUUUACAAGCACGGUGGAUUAUCUGACUGCGCUUUUCCAGGAGAUGUGGCGUCAAGGAGGAUUCCGCAGGAUUUCAGGGACGCCACAAUCGUUCACCUCUACAAGCGGAAAGGGAACCGCCAAAUCUGCGACACCCACCGAGGCAUUUCCCUGCUGCACAUCACUGGGAAGAUGUUCGCUCGCAUUUUUCGCAACCGCCUGAACAACCAUCUGGAACAGGAUCUCCUGCCGAAAAGUCAGUGCGGCUUCCGUCGUCAUCGUGGUACCACCGACAUGAUCUUCGCCGCCCGCCAACUGCAGGAGAAGUGUCAGGAGAUGCGAACCCACCCCUACUCUACCCUCCUGGAUUUGGCAAAAUCCUUCGGCACGGUGAAUCGAGAAGGGCUGUGGAAAAUCAUGCAGAAGUCCGGUUGUCCGGAACGAUUCUAUCGGAUGCUGCUUCAGCUCCACGAUGGCAUGAUGGCGCGAGUUACGGACAAUGGAGCUGUCUCAGAGGCACUCUCACUGACCAGCGGGGUGAAGAAGGGCUGCGUCCUCGCGCCCACCCUCUUCAGUCUCAUGUCCUCUGUCAUACUGAUAGACGCCUACGGUGACGAAAGCCCCAGGAUCCGCGUCGCCUAUAGAACGGACGGUCACCUCCUCAAUCUGCACUUCCAGUCGCGUGUAUCCACAACCACCGUCCACGAACUUCUGUUCGCCGAUGACUGCGCUCUCAAUGCAACUACUGAAGGACACAUGCAAAAGAGCAUGGAUAUCUUCUCCGCCCCCCGCGAGAACUUCGGCCUGAUCAUCAACACGGAGAAAACGGUCGUCAUGCACCAACCGCCACCCAACACUGCCCACAAUGCGCCGUAAGUCAGCGUGAACGGAACCCACCUGCAAGUGGUGGACAACUUCACAUAUCUGGGCGGCACCCUCUACCGCAGCACCAAAAUCGACGAUGAAGCAGCCCGCCUGAUUUCCUCGUGUGGAUGAACGACGAGCGGCUACCCGCAGUACUCUUCUAUGGAGAUGUCGCGACGGGUUCACACCGACAGGGAGGUCGAGUCCGGCGCUACAAGGACACUAUAAAGACCUCCUUGAAGCGCCUGCAGAUCAACCCGGCAAACUGGGAAGACCUCGUCCGGGACAGACCUAUGUGGAGGAGAACAGCGAAUAUAGGCGCAGCCAUCCUCAAAGCCAACCGCAUCACCGCCGCCAAGGCCAAACGCGAGACACGCAAAUCUCAACUGCCGCCGCCUCACAAUGCCAACGCCAACCACCUGCAACGUACCCACGAUGUCGACGGACAUUCAGGGCGUCAACCAGACUGGUUGGACACCUCCGGACCAACGGCAGCACGCGGAUUGUACCAAUAG
This is a messenger RNA of Spirometra erinaceieuropaei, 3407 nucleotides long. The record is from the annotation of a GenBank genome assembly. NCBI's taxonomy places the organism in Eukaryota, Metazoa, Platyhelminthes, Cestoda, Diphyllobothriidea, Diphyllobothriidae.